AAGAACCCAAUUCAAUCAUCAACAACAUUUUCCUCAGAUUUCUUCGCAGUUGAUCAUAAUCAACACUUCAGUAGCUUAGCUUUGCUCGCGAGCUCUUGUCUCUUUAGUCAUGGCUUACGCAGCAGCAUCACUGGCUUUUUCCCCUUGCUCGUCCAACAUUGUGAGGCAAACGGCGAGGUUCCCUCAAUCCACGGCGAUCUUUCCAUCUCUUUCACGCAUGAUACGCCGCCGCACCGUGAUGGCCACAGCGACGGACGUUAGCAAGGAAAAUACUUCACUGGAGGUGCAGAAGCAGGAUGCCCCUGCUCUGCAACCCCGCGCUCCUCGGCGCUCUGUUUUCGAUAUCUCUCCUUUAGGCUUGGUUGACUCGCUGUCGCCGGUGAGGACGAUGAGGCAAAUGCUUGACACCAUGGAUAGGCUAUUCGAGGACGCGUUUACGUUCCCUGGGACGACGGCAGGGGAGAUUCGGGCCCCGUGGGACAUUAAAGAGGACGAUAAGGAGGUGAAGAUACGGUACGAUUUACCCGGGCUGAGCAAAGAGGACGUGAAGGUGUCAUUGGAGGACGACGUGCUGGUGAUUAAAACCCAGCACAAGGAAGAGACCGGCGAGAAGAAGGAAGGGGAGGAUGGGUGGUGGAGAGGUAGCAGUACUAGUGCAUACAACAUACGGCUGGUGCUGCCAGAUGAAUGCGAGAAGGAUAAAGUGAAGGCGGAGCUCAAGAACGGGGUGUUGCUUGUCACCGUCCCUAAAUCUAAGGUGGAGCGCAAGGUAAUUGAUGUGGAAAUUCAGUGAAAAAACUGGUUGUUGAAUCAUCUAUGUGUUUAGCGCUCCUGUUAUGUUGGUCUUUUUGAUGUGGGUAGAGAUUUCGCUAGUGUGAAUGGCUAUGGAGGUUGGAAUGUUAUGAGAAGAGUGCAAUAAAAUGGUUUUAUGUUAUGUAAAUCUGCUUUACGGAGAUAUCAGAAGCCUGAAAUGCUUAGUUUUGUGGACAAAA
Dendrobium catenatum is the source of this 992-nucleotide messenger RNA. RefSeq names its product small heat shock protein, chloroplastic. NCBI's taxonomy places the organism in Eukaryota, Viridiplantae, Streptophyta, Magnoliopsida, Asparagales, Orchidaceae. The record is from RefSeq and is a predicted model, not a curated record. The coding region runs from base 110 to 793 and encodes 227 amino acids. The transcript has 2 exons. Gene Ontology annotation, biological process: response to heat.